UUUUUUUUUUUUUUUGAGACAGGGUUUCUCUGUAUAGCCCUGGCUGUCCUGGAACUCACUUUGUAGACCAGGCUGGCCUCGAACUCAGAAAUCUGCCUGCCUCUGCCUCCCAAGUACUGGGCUUAGGCGUGUGCCACCACACCCAGCUAAUUUUGGAGGAGGGUUUUCACAAGGCUUUAGUGGACACCAUGGUCCUAUCAGACACAAUUUAAAGAGCUGGAGACACUGCAGCUCAGCUCAGAUGCUAGAACCAAGUUUUCUUUCUUGCCCAGGCCCCCGAACUCCGUAUUCUCUUCCCUUCAGCCACCUCUUAUUCCAACUAUAGUGACCCUUUGAGUGUAACAAUCAAGCAUGGUAGGCCCUACUUGAAUCUUGCCUACAGGGGUUCCUAUUUGCAGAACCAAUUCUCUUGGGCUUCUGGACCACCCUCCCGACGUGCUAGCCACAUACUGUUGCCCUUACCUAACCAAGCUGACACACAUGUGCACUUGUAACCUACACUCCCUACAAGACCUCCUCUGUUCAUUCUUGUCUUCCCCUGCACCUUCUCCCAGUCUGCAAGUGAGUUCUUGUAAUCCCCUAGGUCCAAAGAAAUACAACUAAUCUUCCUGCUAGGGCUGCCCCAUGGUCCCUUAAGGAUUGCUGCUGCCAAACACUUCUCAAACACUGUCCUUGCCCUUGGUACAUGGUAGGCUCUUCUUAAAAUGCAGUGCAAAUAUCAGCUCAUGUAACUCUCCCAGUGGCAGUUCUGGGUCGCUGCUUAUGUUGGCCUGGUCUGCUUUAAAAAGAGCAGAGACACAGAAACAAGGUCUUUCUCCAAGACUGCAGCUUCUUAGACCAGGAGGAACGAUCUAAGGCUUGGAAGCUGGGUCCUGGGUUCAACAGAUGCACCCUUCCUGCCUCUCAAAAACAAACAAACAAACAAACAAUAAAAGAAGAAAAGAAAGAAAAAAAACUAAAAAAUCUCCCAGGCUUUUGGUCAUGGGUGCAGAGGACUCUGUGGUGUGUGUGUGCGUGCGCGCGCACCAUUGCAUAAGGGGCUUUCUACAUCAUUAGGCAAUCAUCCUCCACUCCUCUGCCCCUAAACAUCCUCUUUAUUGAGAGGAUGGGCCAGUAGGGCCUGUCUUGCUUCAUUAUGUCCCUCAACCACCAUUGUGAGAAGCAAAAUUUGCUAUCUCUGAACUUCCAACUCAGAAACUCUCCAGUUAAUAAGAGAGGGUCUUGAUUCCUCUUCCCUGCCUUGGUGCCCAGCCUUCUGCCGAUUAACCAAGCACCUGACCUAGCUCAUGGAAAUCCAGAGCUAGGGUACAUUUUGCAUCCAGAGGCUCUGUCCUUUGGGAUAGGCUCUCCUGUCCCUCCUCUUCCUCAUUAGGGUAACUAUUUUGCAGCCCAGGUCUCUCCUAGUACAGUGCUGCCUGGGCCCUCUCCACCUCCAAUCUAUUCUCCCUGAUAGAAGGCCUCUGGUCUGUCUCCUCCCUAGGGCCCAGCCCUGCCCCUCUCCUUUCCCUGCCACAGCAUUUUUGCUGCUCCUCUCCCCCAGCGCGUCUUUACCAAGAGGCACUGAAGUCCUUCCUACACACACGCUAUUUUUGUACCAUCACUCUCUCCUUCCUCUCCCCCUUCCCCCUGCAUUUACUUCCUGCUUUUGCUAUACCUCGGGGCCAGCUAGGAAAGAUUUGGGCCCCUAGGACUCACGCCCACCCGGAGGCCGACCUUCGGCUUUGGGACACACAAGCAGGGCCUCUCGGGGAGGGGCAGAAAGCAAACCUCCCCGCCCCCUCCACUCUCCACCCUUGCAAGCUCCCCUGCCGCGGGCAGCCUCUUGCCCACUGGAGUCUAAGGACUGGCCGGGUGAGAGGCCGAGACCAGGGGGCGAUCGGCCGCCACUUCCCCAGUCCACCUUAAGAGGACCAAGUAGCCAGCCCGCCGCGCCGACCUCAGAAAAACAAGUUUGCGCAAAGUGGUGCGCGGCCAGCCUCUGGGCAGAGGGAGCGGUGCUUCCACCGCCUGGCAGCCCUGCGCGCGGCGGCGCAGCCGCGGCCCAUGGAGCCCGCCGGCCCGGCCCCUGGCCGCCUAGGGCCGCUGCUGCUCUGCCUGCUGCUCUCCGCGUCCUGUUUCUGUACAGAAGUACAUCAAGAUGGGCUCAUGCUACACAUUUCACAGAAAUGAAGGCCAUCAAAAACCCUGUCCAUGCUAAAGCCACAACUCCACAGCAUUUGGCAGAGGGAGCCACGGGGAAGGAACUGAAGGUGACUCAGCCUGAGAAAUCAGUGUCUGUUGCUGCUGGGGAUUCGACCGUUCUGAACUGCACUUUGACCUCCUUGUUGCCGGUGGGACCCAUUAGGUGGUACAGAGGAGUAGGGCCAAGCCGGCUGUUGAUCUACAGUUUCGCAGGAGAAUACGUUCCUCGAAUUAGAAAUGUUUCAGAUACUACUAAGAGAAACAAUAUGGACUUUUCCAUCCGUAUCAGUAAUGUCACCCCAGCAGAUGCUGGCAUCUACUACUGUGUGAAGUUCCAGAAAGGAUCAUCAGAGCCUGACACAGAAAUACAAUCUGGAGGGGGAACAGAGGUCUAUGUACUCGCCAAACCUUCUCCACCGGAGGUAUCCGGCCCAGCAGACAGGGGCAUACCUGACCAGAAAGUGAACUUCACCUGCAAGUCUCAUGGCUUCUCUCCCCGGAAUAUCACCCUGAAGUGGUUCAAAGAUGGGCAAGAACUCCACCCCUUGGAGACCACCGUGAACCCUAGUGGAAAGAAUGUCUCCUACAACAUCUCCAGCACAGUCAGGGUGGUACUAAACUCCAUGGAUGUUAAUUCUAAGGUCAUCUGCGAGGUAGCCCACAUCACCUUGGAUAGAAGCCCUCUUCGUGGGAUUGCUAACCUGUCUAACUUCAUCCGAGUUUCACCCACCGUGAAGGUCACCCAACAGUCCCCGACGUCAAUGAACCAGGUGAACCUCACCUGCCGGGCUGAGAGGUUCUACCCCGAGGAUCUCCAGCUGAUCUGGCUGGAGAAUGGAAACGUAUCACGGAAUGACACGCCCAAGAAUCUCACAAAGAACACGGAUGGGACCUAUAAUUACACAAGCUUGUUCCUGGUGAACUCAUCUGCUCAUAGAGAGGACGUGGUGUUCACGUGCCAGGUGAAGCACGACCAACAGCCAGCGAUCACCCGAAACCAUACCGUGCUGGGAUUUGCCCACUCGAGUGAUCAAGGGAGCAUGCAAACCUUCCCUGAUAAUAAUGCUACCCACAACUGGAAUGUCUUCAUCGGUGUGGGCGUGGCGUGUGCUUUGCUCGUAGUCCUGCUGAUGGCUGCUCUCUACCUCCUCCGGAUCAAACAGAAGAAAGCCAAGGGGUCAACAUCUUCCACACGGUUGCACGAGCCCGAGAAGAACGCCAGGGAAAUAACCCAGGUACAGUCUUUGAUCCAGGACACAAAUGACAUCAACGACAUCACAUACGCAGACCUGAAUCUGCCCAAAGAGAAGAAGCCCGCACCCCGGGCCCCUGAGCCUAACAACCACACAGAAUAUGCAAGCAUUGAGACAGGCAAAGUGCCUAGGCCAGAGGAUACCCUCACCUAUGCUGACCUGGACAUGGUCCACCUCAGCCGGGCACAGCCAGCCCCCAAGCCUGAGCCAUCUUUCUCAGAGUAUGCUAGUGUCCAGGUCCAGAGGAAGUGAAUGGGGCUGUGGUCUGUACUAGGCCCCAUCCCCACAAGUUUUCUUGUCCUACAUGGAGUGGCCAUGACGAGGACAUCCAGCCAGCCAAUCCUGUCCCCAGAAGGCCAGGUGGCACGGGUCCUAGGACCAGGGGUAAGGGUGGCCUUUGUCUUCCCUCCGUGGCUCUUCAACACCUCUUGGGCACCCACGUCCCCUUCUUCCGGAGGCUGGGUGUUGCAGAACCAGAGGGCGAACUGGAGAAAGCUGCCUGGAAUCCAAGAAGUGUUGUGCCUCGGCCCAUCACUCGUGGGUCUGGAUCCUGGUCUUGGCAACCCCAGGUUGCGUCCUUGAUGUUCCAGAGCUUGGUCUUCUGUGUGGAGAAGAGCUCACCAUCUCUACCCAACUUGAGCUUUGGGACCAGACUCCCUUUAGAUCAAACCGCCCCAUCUGUGGAAGAACUACACCAGAAGUCAGCAAGUUUUCAGCCAACAGUGCUGGCCUCCCCACCUCCCAGGCUGACUAGCCCUGGGGAGAAGGAACCCUCUCCUCCUAGACCAGCAGAGACUCCCUGGGCAUGUUCAGUGUGGCCCCACCUCCCUUCCAGUCCCAGCUUGCUUCCUCCAGCUAGCACUAACUCAGCAGCAUCGCUCUGUGGACGCCUGUAAAUUAUUGAGAAAUGUGAACUGUGCAGUCUUAAAGCUAAGGUGUUAGAAAAUUUGAUUUAUGCUGUUUAGUUGUUGUUGGGUUUCUUUUCUUUUUAAUUUCUUUUUCUUUUUUGAUUUUUUUUCUUUCCCUUAAAACAACAGCAGCAGCAUCUUGGCUCUUUGUCAUGUGUUGAAUGGUUGGGUCUUGUGAAGUCUGAGGUCUAACAGUUUAUUGUCCUGGAAGGAUUUUCUUACAGCAGAAACAGAUUUUUUUCAAAUUCCCAGAAUCCUGAGGACCAAGAAGGAUCCCUCAGCUGCUACUUCCAGCACCCAGCGUCACUGGGACGAACCAGGCCCUGUUCUUACAAGGCCACAUGGCUGGCCCUUUGCCUCCAUGGCUACUGUGGUAAGUGCAGCCUUGUCUGACCCAAUGCUGACCUAAUGUUGGCCAUUCCACAUUGAGGGGACAAGGUCAGUGAUGCCCCCCUUCACUCACAAGCACUUCAGAGGCAUGCAGAGAGAAGGGACACUCGGCCAGCUCUCUGAGGUAAUCAGUGCAAGGAGGAGUCCGUUUUUUGCCAGCAAACCUCAGCAGGAUCACACUGGAACAGAACCUGGUCAUACCUGUGACAACACAGCUGUGAGCCAGGGCAAACCACCCACUGUCACUGGCUCGAGAGUCUGGGCAGAGGCUCUGACCCUCCACCCUUUAAACUGGAUGCCGGGGCCUGGCUGGGCCCAAUGCCAAGUGGUUAUGGCAACCCUGACUAUCUGGUCUUAACAUGUAGCUCAGGAAGUGGAGGCGCUAAUGUCCCCAAUCCCUGGGGAUUCCUGAUUCCAGCUAUUCAUGUAAGCAGAGCCAACCUGCCUAUUUCUGUAGGUGCGACUGGGAUGUUAGGAGCACAGCAAGGACCCAGCUCUGUAGGGCUGGUGACCUGAUACUUCUCAUAAUGGCAUCUAGAAGUUAGGCUGAGUUGGCCUCACUGGCCCAGCAAACCAGAACUUGUCUUUGUCCGGGCCAUGUUCUUGGGCUGUCUUCUAAUUCCAAAGGGUUGGUUGGUAAAGCUCCACCCCCUUCUCCUCUGCCUAAAGACAUCACAUGUGUAUACACACACGGGUGUAUAGAUGAGUUAAAAGAAUGUCCUCGCUGGCAUCCUAAUUUUGUCUUAAGUUUUUUUGGAGGGAGAAAGGAACAAGGCAAGGGAAGAUGUGUAGCUUUGGCUUUAACCAGGCAGCCUGGGGGCUCCCAAGCCUAUGGAACCCUGGUACAAAGAAGAGAACAGAAGCGCCCUGUGAGGAGUGGGAUUUGUUUUUCUGUAGACCAGAUGAGAAGGAAACAGGCCCUGUUUUGUACAUAGUUGCAACUUAAAAUUUUUGGCUUGCAAAAUAUUUUUGUAAUAAAGAUUUCUGGGUAACAAUAA
This is a messenger RNA of Mus musculus (house mouse), 5730 nucleotides long. It is a transcript of the gene Sirpa, whose product is annotated as signal-regulatory protein alpha. Lineage: Eukaryota; Metazoa; Chordata; Mammalia; Rodentia; Muridae. Gene Ontology annotation, molecular function: protein phosphatase binding. Bases 2166 to 3686 code for a protein of 506 amino acids. The transcript is spliced from 10 exons. Gene Ontology annotation, cellular component: membrane. Gene Ontology annotation, biological process: regulation of nitric oxide biosynthetic process; heterotypic cell-cell adhesion; regulation of interleukin-6 production. The record is from RefSeq and is a predicted model, not a curated record.